AUCACAUACGGCUGAUUAAUUGUAUGUCGAAAACUUCUAACUCAUAAGUGAGAAAAUUAAGUCAAAGAUACAAAAAAAUAAGUUUGUUUCGAACUUCUACCUUUGCACGAACCACCGCGAAAACAUUACCGACUAUGAGUUUAUGCUAUGGAGAUGCGGCGGUAUUAGUUUUUCCUUUCCAAUUAAUUUUAGAAAAAACAACAUAUGAUCCCUUGUCAUUUAGUACUCCAUAGAUGAUGGCAUGGCGUUUGAUUUUUCCCGUUCUUGUUCUUUGUUAAUUAAUAAAGAAAUGGACGAGAUACAAGGUUUGGAUUGCCUUGGCCAAGAUGAAAUCAGUCGGCGCCACAUUCGUCAAAGGCAGAGAUAUGCCAGGUUUACACCAACACAAAGAGCAGAAUAUAUUCAGAAGACAAUGCAAAAUAGAAAGAGGAAAUGCAAUGCACAUUAUACUUCUCCAAACACAAAUCAUGGUUGUGAACUCUCAGAUGGGCAAACACAAAAUCCAUCACCACAUUUCCCUCUGGAGGACAACCUAAUGCAUUUCGAAACAAUCGGACAACGACUGCGGGAAGUCCAUCUUUCGCAACCACAUUAUCAUUUCCAAAUGGAGCAUGGAGGCUUUUCCCUGGCAACUGGAAACGAUGCAUCUUUUCGUAUCUAAUCGGCACGACGACAUCUAAACCGAUAUACUCCCAUGCAAACAUUGCUAAUAACAAGGAAAAAGGAAAGCCCCCUUCUGCACCCCCAUCUCCUCUCUCCCACUCUCUCAAUCAUUGGAUUCCUCCUAGCUUCAUACGUAACGAUUUAACUUCUUCAAAUUAAGGGCAGACAUUAAUCAUCAUGCAAUCCUGGUAACAUGAAUGAUGGUAUGCUCUCUCAAAUACAUUCUUUUAUGGGCUUUUACAGGUGCAACGUCAUCGGAUGGAAUCCGACAAAUAAGUAGU
Molecule: messenger RNA, 944 nt
Organism: Rhododendron vialii
Lineage: Eukaryota; Viridiplantae; Streptophyta; Magnoliopsida; Ericales; Ericaceae
Exons: 2
Coding region: 242-661 (139 amino acids)
Source: RefSeq, a predicted model, not a curated record